AUGAAACCAGAGACAGUAGAAGACAUAUUGAUUGACGAUGACGUGGAAAAUCUUGCCGAGAACGAUGGGAAGGAUGAAUUCAAGUGUCAUUGGAUUGAAUGUACACAAGAGAAUUGUCAUAGUUUGAGCGGAUUGGUGACCCAUCUUACCAACUCACAUUUAUCACACAUGUCCCACAAUGGUACAGCAACGACACCAAUAAGGUAUACAUGCCAAUGGGAAGGAUGUCUGAGGUUUGGAGCCGAUCAACCAUCCCGGUUUGCGCUUAUUUCCCAUUGUAGAACACAUACUGGAGAGAAGCCAUAUUUUUGUCCAAUUCCUGAAUGUGAGAAGCAUUUCACACGAUCUGAUGCUCUUACCAAACAUGUCAAGGGAGUGCAUGAUCUCCACCUGGCUAAGGAUGCGUUGACAUUGAUCAAGGACCGCAGUAGGAAGUUUAGAGAUGGAGGAUCUCACAACGCGUUCACAGUCCCCGACGAUAUGGAAGAAAAUGAAUACCUUUCAUUGGUGGAAAAGGACUAUGAAAUGAGAUCUCCAUGGUGGUUUUCAAGGUUGUUUUUACUGGUAAAUGGUGCAGACGAGCUGUUGGGAGAAGAUGGAAGAGAAAUUCCAACCACCACCACUGUAGGUAAAUUAUUGGACCAAAAAUUCGAUAUGCAACAGUUCAAAGUAGCUAGAGAUCGGUAUAGAUCGUAUGUUGAAAGUAGUGGAGAGCAACCAAUGAUAUCAGGAGAAAAUGAAUACAAGAGAGAAUUACAAUCAUCCGCAAAGAAGCUUGCCAGGAGCAUAGAGGAGCGGAAACUCCUGGAGGAUGUCCACGAAAGCGAUGGACUUGAGACAUUGCGGGCAAAGUACAAAGUGAUGAAAACGCAAUACAAGACUGCAUUACGGGUGAAUGAAUUGGUCACUGAACAGUUGGAAAAGUUGGUGCGGGAGAAAAGAAGAAUAUGGUUGGCUAAUCAAGUUUUAUUAGACGCGAAUAUAAAGAUAGGACUUCCAACAACACAAGGAACACCUCUGGCUGAGCCAGUUGCCACGAAGCCAGAAGAGGUUGUACAGGAUAAAUAUGACGCCGAAUUGUUGGCAUGA
Molecule: messenger RNA, 1089 nt
Organism: [Candida] anglica
Lineage: Eukaryota; Fungi; Ascomycota; Pichiomycetes; Serinales; Debaryomycetaceae
Source: the annotation of a GenBank genome assembly